AUGUCUGCCACCCAGCCUAUCGCCAUUGUGUCCGUCGUGUCGGCUGUUGUAUCGGCUUUCCACGGUGGUUCUGAAAUGGUCAAAACCUUUAAGAAGAGGAGGGGCAGGAAGUCAGCAGAGCAGGCGCUGAAAGAGAAGGAUUUACAAGAAUCACUGCAGCAUGGCCAGCGUGCGGUCCAGCAGCGCUACAUCGCUGAUUAUCAACAGCUUGGGCAGCGAUUUCUGACUGGCGACGAUAUCGCUCGGCACCGCCUACUCCAGAUUGCCGUGGUAAUACAAGCCGAAAUCAUACGGAGCCUACAGUUCGCUGUCAAAUACGAUAAUGCGAUACUCGAUCUAACGGUCCUAAGAGAUACAUCGGCUGUCAAUCGCGAGGCCGCGCUCACCACGCUUAGUGAGCUCCGGCAACGGAUCGUUCUCGCGAGCCCCUUUCCUGCUACUCUACAAAUACCUGAGAUGAGGAGGCCGCCAUCGACGGAGUCAAUCCGAGUCUUCAUUGAAGGGCAGACACCACCAGAGUUUAUCCCUCCAGGUGUGACCCUAACCCCGGAGCCGGAAUCAAGAGGUGGAUUGAAGAGGUUUCUGUCGAACAGGCGUUCAUCGACGGGAAACACGCCACAGAGCGCUCCUUCGUACACCGCUCCGAUCCCAAGAUUCGACUGGCUUCAAGCAAGUAGUCAUGACCGUAGGCAGACAGAACCCACCCUCGAGGACAUGCUAGCCCGGCUUGGGUCGUCGCCGAUCGGCGGUGAAGCACAUGGCGGGACAGGACCCGUACGAAACAGCUCGACAUCAGCCGGCAGCACAAACUCGGUCCACUCUGGGAGGGUACCGUCUGUCGCGAGCGCCAGCGAGACGACCGACAGUGCCUCCCCACCAAGCACUAGCACGCCGUCAACACCAGGCGUUCGCAGUCCAGUCAGCGCUCCCGACCUUUCACCUUCAGGUUUCGCAGGCUGUCUGCAGUAUCAGCACCCGCCUGAUCCGCGCCCAAAGACCUACACCCGCGACACGAUUGAGAGGUCUAGUGACCAAGAGCUGCUCGGAUGUCCGUGCAAGGAAAAUAAUUUCUGGGGCUUCUGCCAAGGCGCGUGGUCGACGCGCGUGAGCCCGGCCAAGGGCCUACGAGUCAAGACCCGGCCCGAAGGGUACUACUCGACCGUGUCGUUCUGGGAGUGCCGGCACUGCCACUUUCGCGGCGAAUUCAACCGCAUAAAGCCACAGCUGGUCGACCAGACCGUCUACACGACGGCAUGCGGCAUCCGCUACCGGUGGCUGUUCCUGGCGAAGAGCCAUGCCCGUGUCACUAGUCUGGCGCAGGUAAGUCAGCGCGGCGGGGGCGCGAAUUAUGGGUGCGUCUUCUGCUGCGCCGAAGGCAAGCCCACCAGCGUGUACGGCAGCGUCGAGACGCUCAUGAACCACAUCUAUCCCACGCAUGGCAGGCAGAUGAGCGCCGAUCUGCAACGGAGGAUGAAAUGCGUCGUCGGCUGCAUCGCGGAUCCGGCUGGGGAUUGGGAUCUCAACAUCCCGCUCGCGCCGGAACCGGAGGGGUCCGGUCUGUACGAGAUGCCAGCUGAGGACAACAGGAUCUCUGCCCCAGUGCCAGUGAGCAGAGUCGAGCCGGGCGGUGCUGCUGCGAUGCGGGCGCCCAGCUUCGGCCCUGUGUGGUGCGCUCCCAGCGAUCCAUGGAACCCGUCCGUAGGUGGGCUCAUGUUCAGGAUUUAG
This is a messenger RNA of Coniosporium apollinis CBS 100218, 1725 nucleotides long. RefSeq lists its product as uncharacterized. NCBI's taxonomy places the organism in Eukaryota, Fungi, Ascomycota, Dothideomycetes. The transcript is spliced from 2 exons. The record is from RefSeq and is a predicted model, not a curated record. Bases 1 to 1725 code for a protein of 574 amino acids.